This is a messenger RNA of Bursaphelenchus okinawaensis, 5686 nucleotides long. Lineage: Eukaryota; Metazoa; Nematoda; Chromadorea; Rhabditida; Aphelenchoididae. The record is from the annotation of a GenBank genome assembly.
AUGUGGACGAAACGAUCGGAUCCAUCAUCCUCAGGGGCUUCAUCUGGUAGUCAGGUAAUAUUUUGUAUUUUUGUUUGGAAAUUUAGGUAAAUUUUGGUUGGAAGUAACGGAUAUAAAGUAGGUUACGCUUCCUAACAUAAAUAGGUUUUUCUAGAUGCAGGAUUUGUUACCUAAAAAUUAUUUUUUUUAUUGCUUUAGCUUGGGUUUAUAUUUUUGCUUAACUUUAAGUAAAUUUGAUGAAAGAUUUAGCAAAGAACAUCUAAAUAAUUUGUUUUAUGAUGUUUAUAAGUACAAAACUGGUUACGUUUUUUACUUUCUACGACUACAAGAUUAAUCUAACUUUAUAUUGUUUUAGUUUUCUUCUCUGUUUUCUUCUCUAGUGGGCAAGGAUAACUUAGAUAGGACGAAAGCAGCUUUGUCAGAUGCUGCUAAUAAAGUUCAAAGUGGUGCUAUAUCUGGGGUGUUUAAAUCUGCUAUGGAUUAUAUUGGACAAUCGGCUGGAGGGCCUACGAAUGGUAACGUUGAUCAUCCGUUAGUUGGAAGUACGGUUGAAGUUAGUGGAAAAAAGUUUAAAAUACGUUCACUGCUGGCUGAAGGUAAGCUUUUGUGAAGGAUAUUGUUUUAGACAUACAAGUGAGGGAUAUGGUUUUAAUUUUAAAAAUGGUAAUAUUGUUUUAAGGGUUUUUAAUAUUUUUACAAGAUUUUAAAUUUUAGGUGGAUAUGCAUUAGUUUUCUCUUGCCAAGAUGCCGAAGGACGAUGGUAUGCUCUAAAGCGGCUAUUAGCUAGUGAUGCAGCUGCAGCUGAUGCUAUCAUUCAGGAGAUCAACUUUUUGAAAGAGGUAUGUCUUGUUUUUUUGUGUUUAUUUAAAUUUUAGGUAACAAAAAGUUGAGUUUGAAAACCUAAUUAUUACGUUUGAAACAAUUCAAACUAAUUUUUAGUUAUCUGGCCAUCCCUGCAUACUUAAAUAUAUCGGUGCAAAUCAAGUAAAACAGAAUGGUCGUGUGGAAUAUCAAUUGCUGACAGAAUAUUGUCCUGGUGGGGCUUUGAACGAGCUUUUACAGAAGGAUCCAUUAUCCGCUAAGCAGGUCUUACAAAUAUUUUAUGCUGUGUGUAGUGCAGUACAUUGCAUGCACGAUCGUUCACCACCGAUUACUCAUAGGGACUUAAAGGUAGGUUUGUUUGGAAGUACUUUUUUGCCGAUUUAUAAAAUUAUCGUUUGAUAUCAUUUUAUACUUUUGAUUAUUGAGUGAUCUAGUAAAUAAGGUAAAUUAAAGUUAUUUUUGUUAGAAAAUAGAUGUUUAACAUAGUUUUUGUAAAAUUAAAAAUUUUAGAUAGAAAACCUAUUAUUUGAUGCUAAAGGACAUGUAAAGUUGUGUGAUUUUGGUUCAGCUACGACCAGUGUAUAUAGACCUGACGAUUCUUGGUCUGUUUUAAUGAGAACUCAAUUGGAAGAAGACGUAAGUCAUUUUAUCCUUUAAAACAUACAAUUCAAAACUUUUUAAAGUGAUUUGAAAAUGAAUGUAAUUUCAGAUGCAACAAUUCACGACGCCAAUGUAUCGUGCUCCAGAAAUCUUGGAUACAUAUCAAAACUUUCCGAUCGGUCCAUCACAAGAUAUUUGGGCGCUUGGAUGCAUAUUAGCCUACAUUUGCUAUAGAAAACAUCCAUUUGAAGAUAGUGCCAAGUUACGGAUAAUUAACGCGAAAUAUACAUUACCUACUGAAGAGUCACAAUACACUAUAUUUAACCCUUUGAUUGGUAAGUUAGAAAAAGGCUUUGGCUUUGAGGGGGAGGUGGAGGGGUGGUAUGGUUUUUAAAUGAUAUUGACUUUUAAGUAUUAUAUUAAAGCAUACCUUUUUUCAGAAAGUUUGCUUCAACCGGACCCUUAUAAUCGACCGUCAAUCGUCGACUUGAUGGAGAGACUGGAAGCCGUAGCUGUGGUACUUAAUGUUGACCCAAAGGGAGCUCCAGUUGAAGGUGUAUUGCCUGAUACUCCAGGUAAACUUUGUUUUUGAUGGUUGGGAUAUUUGUUUUGAAAGAUUUUUUACUCAUGUGGGUCAGUACGAAAGCUCACACGAUUUCUGAUACUUUGACACAUUUGUUGAAUUGGAGCUAAAACUGUUUAGCGUUAAUUUUAGUGUUAAUCUUAUUAGACAUACCAUUUAAAUAAAAUGUUAUAGUAGAACACCCAUCAAGACCGCCACCACCCAGACCAGCAGCACCACCAGUAUCAACAACGAAGAAGCCUCUAGUUCAAGAAGAAUCAUUAUUUUCGAAUCCGUUUGGCAAAAAGACACCAGUAGAAGAGAAGCCAAAGCCAGCUGAUGACUUUUUCUCUUCGUUAGGAUGGUCCCAGAAUCAACAAGAAUCCUCAGCUUUAUUCAGCGACGAUCAAAAAGCUGCUGCUUUGAGUCAAGAACAACAAAUUAUGGGCGGAUUUGGAACCGAACACGUAGGUUUUGUAGAUUUGAGUUACUGUAUUAGUUUUCUUAGAGUAAAUUUUUUAAAAAUAGCGUGAUACGACGUAAUUUUGCGUUUAAAAAAUUGAUUUUACAGAACCCACCUGUGCCAAAACAUCAAGAAGCGGCACCAGAAAGACCACCACCACCUCCAAAUCGAACAGAAUCCAAAAAAGAGUCGAAUUUGACAGAUGUUGACUAUGAACGAAUGUAUGGAAUACGAGUGAGCGAAGAAGCUCAAUUUGUUGAUCAAGAUGCUGAUAAGUACAGGUUUGACAACGAAAAAAAGGAAGAACUACCUUCAGCAGCACCAGUACAACAAAAGGUCGAAAAUGAUCCAUUUGAUUUGUUUGAUGGUAGGUUUUCGGGGAAUAUAAUGUUUUAAGUGAGUGGGCAGGGUAAAUUGUGUUUUUAAUUGAUUUUGAGGUUUUAAAAGUUUAAAAAAAGUUUUAGGUUUUAUAAUUAAAACAUUUUUUGGGCUCAAAAAUAAAUAUUUAGGGUUAGUAUUUAUACUUAAACUUGAUAUUUCAGCUAUUUCCCGAUCUACCCAACCCGCUCAACCCCAAGCUCAUGACUUAUUUGGUGAUUGGCCCAGUGAUAAUGCUCAAAUGCAUCGAAAUGCUUCAGCCCCACAAUUAGAGAAAAAGACCUUUGAUCCGUUCGCCGAGUUCUUAGCAGCCAAUGGUGGACCACCAGAUAUAAAACCUUCAGAAGCCCCGAAAUCAGUCAACAACUCGGGAAGGUCAACUCCAUAUAAUGGACAGUCAAAUCAGAAACGAGGUUUCGACUCGUACUUUGGAGGAACCCAGCCGACUGGUAAUAAAUUCGGAGCAAACGCCUUUGACGACAUUCUAUCUCAACAAGGAUUCGCAUCUUCGAAACAGAACAGUCAAAGAACGCUGGCGGAUUUGAAAAGAGAAGAGGAGGUACAGAACAUGGAUCCAACUAGAAUUAAGGUAAGACCUUAUAAAGAGUUCGAAGUUUUUUGAAUGCUAUUGUUGUUUCACAUUGAAAAAAUUAUUUUUUUUUUGAUGAAGGUGAGCAAAACUCAUACAAUAAGGUUUCUAGGCUUUAAAACACAAAAAAAGACUUGUAGAAGCCCUCGAGGUUUCAAAGUGUUGACUUUGAAUUCUUUUUUGACUCAUCAAACUCAAGGCUGCAUAAAUCUAAAGUUUAUAUUUUGAAAGCAAAAUACUGUUUCUAAACAAAUUUUUGACUUAUUUAGCGCACAAGUUUGAUCAAAAACUUGAAAUUGAUAAAUAAUAUACCAAAUAUAACAAUUGACGUUUACACAUACAUUUCAAAAUAAUGAACAAUCAAAACACAAACAAAUCACAAAACCCGUAAAACUAUAAAAAUCAUAACGAAAACUAUAUACUCUACGUGAUUCUUCCUACAAUUUGGUUUCAUAAACUGAAUCGCGUUCUUUGCUCUUUAUUCUGAACAAUCUGCUUAGCAGGCGCAUCAAAGAACGACCUCAAUUCGUUCAGAUCGAAACGUUCCCAAAACGCACUAAAACAGGCAAAAUACGUUUAUUUUAAGAGAAUGAGUGGGGUCGAGACAAUUCAAAUGUUCACGUGAACAAAACCUGAUUUAUUUUUCGAUUUUUUUUGGAUUUUUGGAAGUUAAUUUUGUCUGGUCACUUUUUGUCUUUGAAAGGUGGAAUGUACUGUUUGAUAGUCAGGAAAAAAUGGCAAAAGAAGUAAAAAUGAACAUGAAAUUCAAUUAUUAAGAGUUUCAUGCUAAUAGGUUGCUCAUGUAAUUCUGUGCUUCCGCUCAAAGCAAAUUUUUGAGGUUAGGGGGCAGAGAAUUUUUUGAACUACUUAAUAUGUAUAACUUUUGCAUAAUGAAAGGUCGUGCUAUAAUAUUUUAAAGUGAUGUACAAAAGACUAUUAUAGAUAUUAUAGUCAUUUGAUUUAGUUUGAAAAUUAAAUGUUUGAGAAACAAAAAAUUAGAAAAAAUGUGAAUUUUAAAGUUUUCUGCCAUAAUUUUGUGUAAUUAUACAUUGACAUUGUCCUAGAUGAAUUAUUCAUCUCUGAAAUUUAUUUUUAGUAUCAACAGUUUGCUUUUGAAAUUUGAGAGUCCUAAAGAAGAGUUUAAAGAAUUGAACGAGGCCUAAUAAGGAAGUAAAUGAUGCCUCAGGGAAUACAAAAAAUUAUUUUAAGGAGAAAUGCGAAGAUACAAGCAAACAUUGCAACAUCAUGUAGUUGAAUGGUACAAUUAAAAACAUAUUUAUUGUCAAGGGUACAAUAAAAACUUAUUCUUUAAUGAUAAACACACAUUUAUUGUACCAUUCAACUUUUGUCUUGAUUUUAGAAUCAAUGCAGUUGUUGUUGAUAUUAGGUUGUUUAGAUAAUUAUGAGCUUUUAACCUUGAAAUUUUGCUUUGAGAAUUUGCUGUGGGAGCACAGAAUUAUUUUAACAACCUAAUAUAUGUUUUAACAAGGUUUUAGUUUGUGAGGAAGUUUAUUGUAUGCUACAAUUGCACUUUGGAAGAGUUUUUGCCUGAAAUCACGUGAAGAAAAAUAUGAAAAGUUCGUGGAAAUUUUUCGAAUUUUAUCGUAUUUUUGCUUGAUAAUGAAUUUUAUCGUAUUUUUGCUUGAUUUAAAUGAAUUUUGAGAGUUUUGAAAAAAGGCUAUUUUUGGAUGAGAUUACUGUAGUCUGCAAGUUUAAGAAAAAAAUUAGUAGUUAUUCUGGAGCUCCACUAUAUUAAUAUUGUAUUUUGCAGAUACGAGACUGGACUAAAGGUAAAGAACGGAACAUACGAGCCUUGUUAGGCUCCUUAAAUGAUGUUCUAUGGGAGGGGUCGUCGAACUGGAAUCAGCCUGGUAUGGGAGAACUGCUGUCUGAUAUUAAUGUAAGUUGUUACUGUCUUUGAAGAAUUAUUAUUUUGCUCUGACUAAUAUAAUUUUAUUUUUUUAAAUAUUUUUUGUUUAAAUAAUUUUGCGCUCUCUUUCAAGGCAAAUGUUUGGAGUUGGGAGGCACAGAAUUAUUUCAACAUCCUAAAAGGAAUUUAUGGCUAAAAAAUUGAGAAAACGUUGAAGGAAAAGAUUCGUAGCUUAAAACUUGUAAUCUUAUGGUUUUUAAAUUUCAGGUGAAGAAGUACUAUCGCAAAGCCUGUCUAGUGGUCCACCCAGACAAACAAACUGGUCAGCCUCACGAGGAACUGGCUAGAUGCAUCUUCACUGAACUGAACGAUGCUUGGAACGAGUUCGAGAGCAAACGGUAG